Funneliformis caledonium is the source of this 435-nucleotide messenger RNA. Lineage: Eukaryota; Fungi; Glomeromycota; Glomeromycetes; Glomerales; Glomeraceae. The record is from the annotation of a GenBank genome assembly.
UUCCGCUUUCUCGCUGAAAUGUUUCGUUGGUUAAUCGCUAUUAUUUGGCUAAUCAACGACAAGGAACCAAGAAAACAAAAAACAAAGGUGAAGUAUCUGGUGGAGGAAUUAAACCUUGACGGCAAAAAGGAACUGGGCGGGCUCGUUCCGGUUCAAUUCGUAACCCUCAUUUUCGAGGCGGAGGAGCAAUUAAGGAGAAAAAGAUUACAGGAGGAAUUAGCCAAGAAAGCCCAGAAACAAACUAGGGACUUUGACGAAAGUAUGUUGGCGGUUUGUCAGACUUGCCAUGUUCCUAUCUAUGAGCCUCUUUAUAAUCAACGCAGCGAACAAAUAAUUGGUCUCUAUGCUGGUGCUUUCGGAGGUGCUUAUGGAGGAGGUAUUGUGGCUGGUGGUUAUCGUGCCCGAAGUGAGCGUUAUAAAACUACUGAGAAAUGA